AAAAGAAUAAAAAAAAGAAAAAAAAGGAGGUUCUCCUAAAACCUCAGUCUUCAAUUAAAUUCAACAUUCACGGGAGAAUCCAAAGUCUCAACUCUCAAAGACACAAAUCAUGGCUUCUCUCAAUCUCAGCUAUUCCACCACAACCACCACCAUUUCCUCUCUCUCAACUCUCAGAAAUCCAAAGCCUUUGGCUUUCACUUCCAACAUUUCCACCAAAUUCCUCAAAACCCAAACAUUCAAAACCUUAACCCCUCUCAAAUCCAAACCCACCACUACUCAUUCAGAUCUCUCCCCCCUAGACUCCUCCACCACCACAAUCACUAACCUAAACACAAACACAACCAACAACCUCAAAAACCUCAAAUCUCGUCUCCACAACAACGAGACCUUGUACGGUAUCUUCCUCCUCACCUUUUCCCCAACCUUAGCCGAAAUCGCCGGUCUCUCCGGCUACGACUUCGUAGUCCUCGACAUGGAACACGGUCCUGGUGGCAUCACCGAAGCGCUCGCGUGUCUCCACGCGCUCGCCGCAACAAACACCCCAGCGAUCCUACGAUUGCCAGAGAGCUCCGCUGCGUGGGCCAAGAAAGCCCUCGAUCUCGGCCCACAAGGCCUCAUGUUUCCCAUGAUCGAAAGCCCAAUCGAAGCCCAAGAAGCCGUCUCUUAUUGCCGGUUCCCGCCACGUGGCGUCCGAGGUUCUGCCCACACCGUCGUCAGAGCUUCGAACUACGGAAUCGACGAAGGGUAUUUGAGUAACUACGAGGACGAGUUGCUGAUCAUGUGCCAGGUGGAAUCCGUAGAAGGCGUGAAACACGUCGAUGAAAUCGCGGCCGUUGAUGGGGUCGACUGCGUUCAAAUGGGGCCGUUGGAUCUGAGUGCUAGUAUGGGGUACUUGUGGGACCCAGGGAACAAGAAAGUCAAAGAUAUGUUGAGAGUAGCUGAGAGAGCUGUGUUGAAUAGUGAAGGUGGGAAUGGUGGGGCCUACUUGGCUGGGUUCGCAUUACCUUACGAUGGACCUGAUGAUCUUAGAAAACGAGGGUACCAUAUGGUUUCUGGUGCAGUCGAUGUGGGACUGUUUAGGAGUGCGGCUGUGGAGGAUGUGAAGAAGUUUAAGAGGGGGUUGGAGAUGGACGGCUCUGAUGAUGAGCAGGAGGAUCGUCAAGAUGGUGAUGAGAAGUACUGGAGCGAAUGAGGGCUGGGCUUGGGCCUGAACUUUAGAUGUUUUUUGUUUUUUGUUUUCUUUUUGGUUGUUUGUAAAUAAUAAUGUAUGAGGUGGGUUUCUUUUUUUCUCUCUCUCAUUAGUCUUGGUCUGGCCAAUUGACUAGAGGGAGUGAAUUAGUGAUGUAAUUUUCACCGGCCCUUGGGUAUUUUCUUAUGGAGAAAUGAAGAGAUUGGACUUUGGACUU
Molecule: messenger RNA, 1406 nt
Organism: Quercus robur (English oak)
Lineage: Eukaryota; Viridiplantae; Streptophyta; Magnoliopsida; Fagales; Fagaceae
Exons: 1
Coding region: 110-1192 (360 amino acids)
Cellular component (GO): cytoplasm
Molecular function (GO): aldehyde-lyase activity
Source: RefSeq, a predicted model, not a curated record